Salarias fasciatus (jewelled blenny) is the source of this 4057-nucleotide messenger RNA. RefSeq names its product Ras suppressor protein 1 (gene rsu1). Gene Ontology annotation, cellular component: cytoplasm. NCBI's taxonomy places the organism in Eukaryota, Metazoa, Chordata, Actinopteri, Blenniiformes, Blenniidae. The transcript is spliced from 9 exons. The coding region runs from base 90 to 923 and encodes 277 amino acids. Gene Ontology annotation, molecular function: protein binding. The record is from RefSeq and is a predicted model, not a curated record.
UGAAGUUAGCGAGACCAGACUUCCGGUUGGGUGUGAGCCUCCAGAGAAUUUUACAAACAAACAGAGAAGUCUUGGUUCUGCUCCCGAAAAUGUCCAAGUCUCUGAAGAAGAUCGUGGAGGAGAGUCGAGAUAAGAACGUUCCGGAGGUGGAAAUGUGUGACCGAGGCAUCUCCAACAUGCUGGACAUCCCGGGACUGUUCACUCUGUCCAACAUCACUCAGCUGGUCCUCAGUCACAACAAGCUCACAGCUGUUCCUGCUAACAUCUCUGAACUGAAGAACUUGGAGGUUCUGAAUUUGUUCAAUAACCAGAUUGAGGAGCUGCCGACUCAGAUCAGCAGCCUGCAGAAGCUCAAACACCUCAAUAUUGGGAUGAACCGUCUGAACAGCCUCCCCAGAGGGUUCGGCUCUCUGCCUGCGCUGGAGGUUCUGGAUCUCACCUACAACAACCUGAACCAGAACUCCCUGCCGGGAAACUUCUUCUACCUCACGACUCUCCGGGCUCUCUACCUGAGUGAUAACGACUUCGAGUCUCUUCCUGCCGACAUCGGGAAGCUGAUCAAACUCCAAAUACUCAGCCUCAGAGACAACGACCUGGUGUCCCUGCCCAAGGAGAUCGGAGAGCUGGCUCAGCUCAAAGAGCUCCACAUCCAGGGCAACAGGCUGACCGUCCUGCCCCCAGAGCUCGGUAACCUGGACCUCACUGGGCCGAAGCAGGUGUUCAAAGCAGAGAACAACCCCUGGGUGACCCCCAUCGCAGACCAGUUCCAGCUGGGAGUCUCUCAUGUGUUUGAAUAUGUUCGCUCGGAGACAUACAAGUACUUGUAUGGCAGACACAUGCAGGCCAACCCCGAACCGCCCAAAAAGAGCAACGACAAGAGUAAGAAGAUCAGCCGUAAACCGCUGGCUGCCAAGAACAAGUGAGGAGGAAGCGGCGUCCGGCGUCCUGCAUGUUCCUGUUCUCUGGCUUCACCCCUCAUGUCUUUUUACAUCCUGUAAGAUUAUUCUGCCUUUCCCCGACGCUGUCUGCUCUACGGUCCCCUGUACUGCCACUGUUUCACUGUUGCAGCUUGUGUUCGUCUGUCCUCGGCUCUCCGACAGCAGCCCGGUGCUAAGAGGCGUGGUGGACGCCCUGCAGACUCUGAUUGGUUCAGAGAAUCCUCGGCGUCGCCAGCAGUCGUUCUCCCACAGCGAGGCGUUUCUCCGGAUGUCUGCUUUGCUUCCUUUCUUUUUGAAAUAACAGUGAAAACGUGAGCACCUUGAGGAGGAACACACCUUGCUCCGGUUGGUGCCGGUGAAAAGACUCGUUCACAUCCUCCAUGGUUCCUGUGACGCUCUGCGCUGUACGCUGCUCUCUUUAACUUUGGGUUUUUCUGUAUUAACUUCAUAAAAUGCAUCAAGAGCUUUGAAGGAUUUGCGGUUCACUCCAUCCCGUUCAACUACUGCGGCGGUAAUUUACACAUUGCCGGCUUUACUUCUGACAGGUCAUCUGCAGGGUCCGCAGCGUUCUGACCACCGGCCACUUUAUUAGGAACACCUGACUUUUCCCAUCAGGCCCUGUUUCCACCACAGCGUGAGUGUGGAACGAUCCGGAGCGGAACCAUUCGGACAGCAAACCUCUGCAUCCGUUUGGAAUCGGUUCUGGCUUCAGUGUGAAACGAGCUUCAGCGAAAACACUUUGGUUUUGCUUUGUGUUUACACUAGAGAUGAGCGGAUCCACAACCGCUUCUUAAACUCUCCAUCCGCCCGCCGUCCGCCCGCACCAAAGAUUUUUUAUCAAUUUUCAAAACCGAACCUGCCGCCAUCUGCGGAAUAGUGUUUCGGCUAAAAAAUGUUGCUUUUUUUUAUUUGAGUGCUUCAACCGCAACCCGCCCGAAUGUCAUUCAAAUCUUCAUUUUUCGACAGAUCUGCCCGAUCGGCGGUUAUCCGCAGGCUCCGCGGGUGCAACCGCAUUCCGCGCAUCUCUAGUUUACACAGCACUUCAACGUUUUGAAAAUGUCUGUUUCCACGGCAACGGCAGAAACACUGAGAAGAGUUUUAGUUCUCCUGUUGGUCCACUAGUUGGUGCUGUUGAUUGUUUUAUGAAACCCCACACACACACACACACACACACACACACACACGUUACAAAGAACAAUAAAAAUGGCGUUUACCCUGAUUCUGGGAGCCGUUGUUGUGUAAACAGACAAAAGUUUUUCACUUCCGCUUGAAAUCGCUGCCGUGUAAAUAUGUCCUGGUUCCACACGGGCAGCUAGCCUUCCUCAGAUCAUCCUCAUCACGUCCACAUGCUGGAACACAUUCAGUUCACCGGUCAGCUGGUUGUCAGUCGUUGGUGUUCCUAAUAAAGUGGCUGUGGGCGUAUUUCUACUUGUAUGAGACUGAAGCAGCAUUACCGAAACCUGAACCUCCUGUGUUCUGUGAUGAAUGUUGAAGGUUCGGGGUUCUGCAGCUCUCUGGACGCUCUGGAGUGGCUCCCUGGAGCGUUCACUGCCUUAAACCCAGACAGUGGAGCUGCUGCUUCUUCAUUCUUCCGGUUCAGCUAAUGUUCUGAGUCGUAACUUAGUGUGUUUAUAAACCGGACUGUGAUGGACGGCGUACAAUCCUUAAAACGGCGGGUCGCUUCAAUUUGAUCUCAUUCUUUGACUUCGUUAAUCAGUGAUUGGUGGAAUCUCUACUAAGCUCCGCCUCCUUGGGGCUCCCAGCUGUUUCUCUGCUCUCAUUGCAGAUAUUUCUGGCACUCAAGCGCCCUCUGUUGGCCAGCUGCCACCACUACAUGAGCAAAACAGCCCCUUUUUUAACAGCCUAACAUGACUAGGAUUUCAAAAAAAAAAAAAAGCGAAACAGUUAAAAUGUCAAAAGUAUCUUAAAUAUGCUGAAAAAUAAUAUUACAGUUGGAAUUAAAGCUUUAUGAAUGCAGCACAUGACAGUUGAUGUUCAUGAAUCAACACUAUAAGAACGGUUCACAGCUCUAUGGCCUCAUUUUAAAGAUUAAAUGUUUUUUGUGGCUGCAGUUAAGUUUGAUUUGGUUGAAAGUGACAAAAACAGCUCUUUAGCCAAUAAGGUUUCAGACCCCUGGGGCCUGGACUACGAAGCAUGCUUUAGCAUACCGGAGACCUCUCUGUCAGACCGCCCCCAUCAGCAGGACCACCGAGCAGCUCAUCAGCUGGCUCGUUCAGCCCAGGCUUUUCCAGCAGCGAUCAGUGCAGCUUGUCAUGUAGCCGCUAGGUCGACAUUGACACAGCAGUGCUGCAAAAACCAAAGCUUUGGCAGUUUCCCCUGCUGAUGGGACAACGUAAGUGGACCGUUAGAAGGUAGUUAGCCUGCUUCGUUGUACAGAAAACCAGGUAAAUCCUGACAUUAGCUCUGGAAGAGAAAACCAGCGUCGUAGUCCAGGCCUCUGCUCUGCUGCAAAAGACUGGAUGAACACUUCCUGUUGUGCGUCUUUUGUGUUGUGUGUGUUUUGUGUCAUUGCCCCCUCUGCCUUUGCGUUUGUGGUUUCAGUCUUAUUGAAGCUGCAGAUGAGAUUUCAGGAGAACUUGCCGCCCGGCUCGUACGGAGCAGACGAUCCGCUCUGGAGGACCUCGGUGGACUCUGGACUUUUUCUGUGCUUUACUAACUCAAACAGUGCCUUGCUUUUGCUGUCUUCAGCCAUCAAGUUAUUUUAGCAUUAGGAAUGUGUACUCCUCUUUUUGACUAACACAAAUUGAAUUGAAUAUAUUCCAUAAUAUUAAAUGUUUCACUUCAGAAGCAAGCCUGAGACAGUUCACCGCGGCUUGUGAUGAGGCCUGUCUUUUGUUUCCUUAUCACUGUGUAUCACAAUAUAUUGUUUUGUUCACUGAUGCUGCCAGUUUGUACACAAUAAAGAAAAGUUUAACUUGUUUUUAACCUUUGAUCAAAACGCUUCCGAGACGAUGUUCACACAUUCACACUGAGGAAGUGAUGAAUGCCGCUGAACAACUGAUUUCAAAGACAAAACACAUAAUAAAAGCAAUUCUGAUAUAGUCGUUGUUCUGUAUUCACUCCAGUCUGUGAGCAGCAUUAAAACCUGACCAAAUGUU